GCACUUUUUGAGGUGGCUCCACUUGGAUCUAAUCUUGGCUCAAAUCUUGGAUUUGAGCCAAGGUGAGAGUCUGCUCACUCGCUCCGACGCUUCCUGCUCCUGGUUGUCUUGCUGCAGCCCGCGGAUUGUGGGAAAUUCAGACCAAGGGGAUCGCGCACAGGCUCAAUGAAGCGGCAAGCGGAGGAGGAAAGGGCCGCGCAGCUGGCCGAGCUGGCCGACUGGGGUGC
This is a messenger RNA of Amoebophrya sp. A25, 227 nucleotides long. NCBI's taxonomy places the organism in Eukaryota, Dinophyceae, Syndiniales, Amoebophryaceae. The record is from the annotation of a GenBank genome assembly.